AAGGUUUUUGUUUCUAUGGCCAAACGCGUACUAAAUCUUGUUAUUAUAAUAUUUUUGAGAUCACGAUUUUUCCUUGUCAACAGUGAACACUUGUCUUUCUCUCUCUGAUUUGCAAAACCCAUUUUGAGAACCCAAUAAUUCAGAUUUGAAAAUUGAAAGAAAAUGGGGUUCGUGGUGACAAGUCUAAUAUUUGCUGUGGUUGGAGUUAUUGCAUCCUUUGGUGCUGGAAUCUGCUGUAACAGAGGACCUUCCACUAAUCUGUUACACCUGACAUUGAUUAUCACUGCUACAGUAUGCUGUUGGACGAUGUGGGCAAUCGUGUACCUUGCGCAGUUGAACCCGCUCAUUGUACCAGUCUUGAGUGAAGGAGAAUGAGAUGCUCAUGGAAAGCCAGCAGUUGUUUAUUAUUCAUGGAAGAUUAAUGAGAGGAAGAAGUAUUUUGAGGCAUGUAGUAGUUGAAGUAGUUUGUGGAUACUAUAAUAAAAUCUUUUGUAGAUUCAUACAGUAACUAUGCUCUAGUUCAAAAUCCUUUUAGACCUUUCUCUGAGCUUUGGUUUAAUGGCAGAAAUUAUAGAUGGAUGAUGUAACUGGUUGCUCUUACUAUCUGCUUUUUGAAUAAAAUCACUAUGCAUCUGCACUUGUUUUCA
Messenger RNA from Lycium barbarum (goji berry), 647 nucleotides. Its product is annotated as V-type proton ATPase subunit e1-like. Gene Ontology annotation, biological process: proton transmembrane transport. The transcript has 4 exons. Bases 163 to 375 code for a protein of 70 amino acids. Gene Ontology annotation, cellular component: proton-transporting V-type ATPase, V0 domain. NCBI's taxonomy places the organism in Eukaryota, Viridiplantae, Streptophyta, Magnoliopsida, Solanales, Solanaceae. The record is from RefSeq and is a predicted model, not a curated record. Gene Ontology annotation, molecular function: proton-transporting ATPase activity, rotational mechanism.